This is a messenger RNA of Malania oleifera, 3978 nucleotides long. RefSeq names its product U-box domain-containing protein 3. Gene Ontology annotation, molecular function: protein binding; ubiquitin-protein transferase activity. The coding region runs from base 250 to 2619 and encodes 789 amino acids. Lineage: Eukaryota; Viridiplantae; Streptophyta; Magnoliopsida; Santalales; Ximeniaceae. Gene Ontology annotation, cellular component: cytoplasm; nucleus. Gene Ontology annotation, biological process: protein ubiquitination. The record is from RefSeq and is a predicted model, not a curated record. The transcript has 4 exons.
UUGUCCCCAAUUUUUUUUCCCAACUUGUUGCAUCUCUCCCUCCGUCCCUCCCUCCUCUCGUGGAGCUCUGCAAGGGAAGCAUGGCAUGAGGGUUAUACUGAUGGCUAUGAGAUCAUUCACUCCCAUGGAAGUUUCCUAUUAAAGAUUCUUGCUUUUGGGUUCAUCAAGAUCUGUUCAUGCCUUCAACCGGCAGCUCACCCACAUCAAAUAGUUUUGAUUAUUUCCUCCCUCUCCGGUUUUAGAGGUCAGAUGGACACAAAAUCUGUUAGAUGUCUGAUAAACAGCAUUUCCCGAUUCAUUCAUUUAGUUUCGUGCCAGAUUCUGAAACCGAUUCCUAGUCAGAAGGAUUACAGAAUAAUAGUCAGUUCAUUGAAGCUAUUGAAACCGGUGCUUGAUGAAGUUGCAGAUUACAGAAUAUCUUCGGAGGAAAUCCUAUUUAAGGAGUAUGAAGAACUUGAUGUGGCUAUUAAUGAGGCAAGGGAGUUUGUGGAGAGCUGGUGUCCAAAGAUGAGCAAGAUUAGCUGUAUUCUGCAGAGUGAACCACUGGUGAUGAAAGUUCAAAGCUCUUCACUCAAGAUUUGUCAUAAAUUAGAAGAAUUGUUACAAUCAUCUGCACGUAGUUCUAUUUUAUCUGGUGUCCAUCUCUGUAUGCAAGAACUUCAGUAUGUGGAGCAGGAAAGAAUAUCAAUAAGCAUAGAGGAGGCGCUAAGAAUUCAAAGAGAUGGUAAUAUUCCAUCCAGUGAUCAUCUUUUAAAAAUUGCUGAAUCACUUGGUCUGACUUUGAGCCAUGAACUGCUGAAAGAAAGUGUGGCCUUGGAAAACAAGAGAAUGAAGGCACAACUCAGCAAAACAAAAGGGGAAUUAGACCACAUCAGCCAAAUCAUGGAUCUUUUUUCCCAUAUUCGUAGCUGUGUGGUUAAACUUGAUUGCUUUAAAAUGAUAAAUGGAGUCUCAAUUCCUUCGUACUUUCGUUGCCCUUUGUCAUUGGAACUCAUGGUGGAUCCUGUGAUUGUGGCUUCGGGUCAAACGUAUGAGCGGGCUUCCAUCCAAAAGUGGCUUGAUCAUGAGCUGAUUAUUUGUCCACAAACUCGCCUAAGGCUCGCGCACACAAAUAUUAUUCCUAAUUACACCGUCAAAGCUCUGAUAGCAAACUGGUGUGAGGAAAACAAUGUAAGGCUUUCCCGUACCCCUGAGUGCACUAAUAUUAUCUCAGUCCCUCCUUUGAAUAAUGAAUCUCGUCAGGAUUUCAUCCAUACAGAUAGUUUCCAUUGUUCUUUACACAGCAAUUGCACAUCAAGAUCUUCUGUAGAAGUUGGUAAUGAGCUUGAGAAACAAAAGGUUGAUACUUCUUCCAGAUUGAAUGAGGAAUUAUCCAAGGCAUGCAAGAGAAGGGACAAUGAAAGGUCUGAAUCCCCAUCCCCUGAGCAGUCAUACAUUCACAGCAGGAGUGAAUCAGUUGCAAGUGCUAUUUCCAGUGUUGACUAUAUGCCCACUGGCUCAACAGAGGCAUCUGGGAUAUCUGAUAAGAAUGAAAAUGUGAGCGAGUAUUCAGGAGAAAUCACAUCUGAACGUCCUACUUCUUCUCCUACUAAAGAUUUGGGGUUUUCGCCCUGGCCAUCAGGAAAUCAGAGUCCCAAAGUGAGAACUGAAAUGCCUAGCAAUGGAAGUCACAGCCACAGCAGAACACUUUCCCAUCCGUUUUCUGACUCAGGAUCAGAUGAUUUAACCACAGCUUCUCAUGUUGAGAAAAUGGUUGAAGACUUAAAGAGCCAGUCAAUUGAAGUGCAAACAAGGGCUGCAGCAGAAUUACGUUUUCUUGCAAAGCACAACAUGGAGAAUCGCCUUAUUAUAGGUCGAUGUGGAGCCAUCUCACUACUACUUGCAUUGUUGUACUCAGAGGUGCAGCAAACCCAAGAGCACGCAGUCACAGCUUUAUUGAACCUAUCGAUUAAUGAAGACAACAAGGCCAUGAUAGCAGAAGCAGGAGCCAUAGCACCUCUCAUCCAUGUCUUGAAAUCAGGAAAUGCUGGAGCCAAAGAGAACUCUGCAGCAGCUCUGUUCAGCCUUUCAGUAUUGGAAGAAUAUAAGGCAAAGAUUGGUCGUUCUGGUGCAGUUAAAGCCUUGGUAGAUCUAUUAGGUUCAGGGACUCUCAGAGGGAAAAAAGAUGCUGCCACUGCACUAUUCAACCUUUCAAUUUUUCAUGAAAAUAAGGCUCGAAUAGUUCAAGCAGGAGCUGUGAAGCAUCUUGUAGAGCUGAUGGACCCUACAACUGGAAUGGUCGACAAAGCUGUUGCUCUUCUAGCAAACUUGUCAACGAUUUCAGAAGGAAGGGUGGCAAUUGUGCGGGAAGGGGGCAUUCCAUUGUUAGUUGAGGUUGUUGAAACAGGUACUCAGAGGGGAAAGGAAAAUGCUGCCUCAGUACUGCUGCAACUGUGCAUUAAUAGCGCCAAGUAUUGUACCCUGGUUCUCCAAGAAGGAGCUGUCCCACCCCUCGUCGCAUUAUCUCAGUCUGGCACGCCCAGAGCAAAGGAGAAGGUGUGUAGACUACCCUCCUCUCUCUCUCUCUCUGUCUCACUCACACACACACACACACACACACACACACACACAGAUAGUUAAACUCCCGUCAUGGCAUGGAGGCUGGUGCUGUUAUUUCACCAGGUGCAGAGAAAGAAGGGAAUUAAAUUGCAAACGCUUUCGCUUCUCUGGUUUUCAAGUCUACUCCCAUCUCAAUGUUUUGAUGCUGUUAUUCCUUAUUCCAAGGAUUAUACCCUUAGCUUGAGUUUGUGUUACAAAAUGUCUAUUCAUAUGAAUAGAGUGGUUACAAGGAAUAAAUAAGAAAUAACUAUUCUAAAAUUUCACCAGCAAUGUCCUUCCUUUCCUAUUUCAUGUUGGAUGAAAUAACAAGAAAUAGACAAGGAAUAUCUAUUAACAUGGGAGAAAGUUUAUUCUCGAAUUUCUCAUUGCAUUCCAUGUUAUUCCUAAGAGAAGCUAUUUUGCAAACCAGGCUAUGUUUAGUCUAUAGAAUGUCCAUUCCUAGGGAUAGAAUGGUUAUAAUAAAAGAAUUUGAUAGUUCAUCAAAAUAAUUGUUGGCACUAUAAAGCAAAUAUCAACGCAAAAAUUUGUGUGAAUCCAUAACUAAACAAGAAAUGACUAUUUUCAAGUUUCACCAAAAUGUCUAUUCCUUUGUCUUUGUUGGAUAGAAUGACUGACUUCUUUUCAUAUUACUAUAUCUGUAUACAUUUUCAUUAUAUUCUUAUAUCUUACACAAUUCUUAUUGCAUUUUCAUUGUAUUCCAUCAUAUUCUAAGAGAUAGCUGUUCCACGAAACUUGGCAUUUACAUUAUUAGAUAUUGUUUUCCCCAAUAGAAAGCACGGGAUAAUUAAAUUAUUGUUGGUUUUUUUUUUUUUUUUUUACCCAGGCACAACAGCUUCUUAGUCACUUUCGAAGCCAGAGAGAAGGGGCUAAUGGGAAGAAAAAAUAAUGAUUUUUUUCCUCUCUUUUUCUUUUGGUUUAUUGCUGUCUUUUGGGUAGUGCUCUAUGUUGGUUGCUUUUCGACACAGAGAUGUCCUCUUUGGUGGUGGUUCCUUCUAAAUAUUCUUUAAUUUUCAACCUUAUUCUCUUGCUCCUGUUGUCUUCAAGUUGUUAAGAGUGCCAAAUGGAAGCAGGCUGCUGCUGUUCUGGUGUAGUUUCUUCUUCUCCAUUUGUUUUGAUAUGGUCUAUUGCAGGUGUGUUUGUAUAUAGUGUAGGACACUUGUAAUCUGCUGUACAAUCAUGGACUGGGAGCAUGGAUGGAUUGAUGGAUGUACAUGUUCUUUGAUGCACAAAAGGUGCCCUUUCUUUGGCAUGGGCAGCCCGUGGGUUCUUAUUAAUGUACUAAAUGCCCGUUGUGUUUGAAGGACUUUGCUGCUUGCAAGGCCUACUCACCUCUGUUUGGAGGUCUUGAAUCUAUACAGAGGUUCCAAAAUUUAUUGAAAA